Parnassius mnemosyne (clouded apollo) is the source of this 4938-nucleotide messenger RNA. Lineage: Eukaryota; Metazoa; Arthropoda; Insecta; Lepidoptera; Papilionidae. The record is from the annotation of a GenBank genome assembly.
AUGUCGUUCUUCAACAAUCUCAAGAAGGUGCUGCACCUGGGUAGCGGCCAUGAUGCGAAGAAGAAAAAGGUGUUCAGCAACAUCCGCGACAACUGCGACCCAAAUGACCAAUGGGACAUGAUCGGCGAGCUGGGCGAUGGCGCCUUCGGGAAGGUGUACAAAGCCCAGCACAAGACAACAGGCCAGCUGGCCGCGGCGAAGAUGUGCGUCCUGGACAACGAGGAUGAUCUCGCCGACUUCACGGUGGAGAUCGACAUUCUCUCGGAAUGUCGACACCCCAACGUUGUGGAGCUACACGAGGCGUAUUUCAUCGACAACAAGCUCUGGAUGUUGCUGGAGUACUGCGACGGUGGUGCCCUGGACUCGGUGAUGUCGGAACUGGAGAAGGGGCUGAACGAGGCGCAGAUCGCGUACGUGUGCCGCGAGAUGUGUCGCGGGCUCCAGUUCCUGCACUCCAGGCGUGUCAUCCACCGGGACCUGAAGGCCGGCAACGUGCUGGCCACUAUGACCGGCGGCGUCAAGCUUGCUGACUUCGGUGUGUCGGCGAAGAAUAAGUCGACGCUGCAGAAGCACGACACGUUUAUCGGAACUCCGUACUGGAUGGCGCCGGAAGUGGUCCUUUGCGAGACGUUUCGAGAUCACCCAUAUGAUUUCAAGGUGGACAUCUGGUCGCUGGGCAUCACGCUGAUCGAGUUCGCCCAGAUGGAGCCGCCCAACCACGAGAUGACGCCGAUGCGGGUGCUGCUAAAGAUACAGAAGAGCGACCCUCCCGGCCUCGACCAGCCCUCGCGCUGGAGCAAGGCCUUUAACGACUUCAUCGCCAAGGCGCUCGUCAAGGACCCGGAGAAAAGGCCGACGUCGAGCGAUCUACUCAAGCACGAUUUUGUCAGUGGGGACCUGGACUCGAAGCCGCUUAGAGAUCUCCUGCUCGAGUACAGGGCUGAGGUGGUCGAAGAGGAGCUGCUCGACGACGAUUCGGAGGAACAUCGCAGCUCUCAGAUGCAUAUGGAGAUGGAAGAUGACUCGACGUCGGUGAGGUCGGGCGAGACGCCGGACAUCAAGAUGUCGGAGGAGCCGCCGGCGGCAAGCCCCAGCCCGGCCGCGCCGCACACGCCGCACGCCCCCCACGCCCCCCACACACCGCACAGCCCGCACACGCCCCCGGCGCCGCACGCUCCCCGCACCCCCGCCAGCGCGGCCGGCCCCCCGUCCCCUCAGCCCGGCGCGCCCGCCCCCAAGCGUCCCCACGACGACGACCACCAGCUGGCUGACAGAAAGGCGCCCGCCCCCAAGAAGGAGAAAGGGCCGGCGCCGCCACCACCCGCGUUGGCGCAGUCUCCGGCCAGCGCGGCCGUCUCCGUGGCCACGCCCCUCGCGUCCCCCACAAGCCCAACUACUCCCGCCUCCACCCCCUCAUCCCUCGCAUCCCCCACGAGUCCAACCGCUGCCGCCUCCAGUCCGUCCGCCCCCGCGUCCCCCGCGAGCCCCGGCAGUCCGGGUGCCGGCGGGCGCACGUCGCCCCCCGCGCCCCCCGCACCCCCGGCGCCGCGCACGCCGCGCAAGCAGCCCGCCCCACCCCCACCCCCGCCCGCAGCGGCAGCUGCCGGAAGACAUAUCGUCGAUCAGGUGUGCCGGGAAGCCGAAAAGGUUGUCGAAGAGAAGACAGAAAAGAAACCAGAAAAGUUACAAAUCAACGAAGUCAAACCAAAGCCCGACCACAGACCAACAACCCCCGAGACAACGGAGGAAAAAAGAGUUGACAUAGAAAUAAGAGACAAGAAGGAACGCUCGCGAUCCACCUCAACGGACCUGGACUGGAGUUGCGUGCAGACAAAUAGAGUUAGCACAGAAGUAAAUAGAAUAGAAAGGGAGAACAGAUCCAGAUCUGUGGACGACAAAGACAGAGUGAGCAUAGAAGUGACGAGAGUGGGAAGGUUAGAGAAGAAGGAAUAUUCAAGGUCAAGUUCUGUUGAGGACCAAGAAGAAGAUAGAAGGAAUAAGAGACAGCAGAAUGCAGUAGAAAUUAGGCCUGUUACGCCACCAUCAGCUCGGGAACGAGAGAGUGAGCGUCGAUCUGGUGUGACGGCCGCGGUGACGGUGGUGGCGGUGAGCGCCGAGCCCAACUCGCUGGCCGCGUCGCCCGCCGGCCUCGUCACCGUCACCACCACGCACCCGCCCGUGCUCAGCACCGCGCUCACGCUUCCGCCGAACGCGGUGACAAUAUCCACCACCCCGCCGAUCGCCGACGAGGUGGUGAUCGUGGGAGCCGGCUCAUCGUCCGACGACGACUGCUUCGCACCCUCAUCCCUGGACUCGCUCGACUGCGCCAACUCUUGCAGCGAAAAGAGUCGCGGCCGACGAUUGGACAGCAGCGAAGUGCUCAUCUUGAGUCCUGGCGCCACCGCGGACUCGGGCGUCUUCGACGACAGCGUCGCCAACGGACUUAACCUGGACACGUCGCACGUGUCCGUGGUGACGGUGGGCGCGGAGGAGGUGCGCGUGCGCGACUCGGCGGCCACGCACAUCGCGCUCGCGCCCACGCGCCUGUCCCCGGACAGCUUCGACAGACGGUCUGCGUCCCGGUCGGACAGCGGGUCGGUGGCGUCCCGCGGCGCCGACGCGGACUCGCUGGCCACCACCGCCUCGCACGACUCCGCGCACCUCAACGGCGGCACCAGGGUGAACACAGAUAGUCAAGAUCUGGACAAUGGGGAGCAGGUCGUAUUAAGGCGGAACCGACAGGACCCGUCCAACAGAAUACAAAGGUCAAAGGAGGACAUCCACUUGGCGAACCUUAAAAAGAAGACGCGCAAACGCACGAGAAAGUUUGAGAUCGACGGAGUCGUCGUCACGACCACCACCUCUAAGGUGAUUUGGGGCGACGAGGAGAGCGGUCGCACGUGGGAUGAUCACGCUCUUCGCAAGCAGGAGCUUCGCGAGAUUAAGAUGCUGCAGAAACAGGAACAAAAACAAUUCCAGGACCUCAACGCCAAAGAGCACCAGCUUCGAGAACAGCAGGAUAAGAGGUUCGAGGCAGAGCUGGCGAGCCUAUGCCGCGCGCACGAGGCGGAGCUGGAGGCGCUGGCGCGCGCGCAACGCGGCGCCGCCGAGCGAGCCGAGCAGCAGCUGGAGGGCGAGCUGCGCGCGCACGCCAAGCGCCUGCGCGCCGAGCACGAGCGCGACCUACGCCACUUCCGCGACACGCUCAAGCAGGAGCUGCGCCUGCUCAAGCAGGAGGUCGAGCUGCUCGCCAAGGAGCGAAGGAAGGAAACGUACCGACAAAGGCGGGCGCGUUUGGACGCCGAGCAUGCGGAGAGGGAACGCGCGUUCGUAGCAGCACUUGCCGAUUCGGCCGACGCGGUUCUUCGGCGAGUGCACGAACACCAUCGAGAGAGACAAGCGCUCGCCGACAGGCAGUACUUGCAGCAACGGCAGCAGAUAAUGAGGACCCGGGAAGCGGCGUUGUGGGAGCUGGAGGAGAAACAGAUCCACGAGAGGCACCAGCUCGCCAAGCGGCAGCUCAAGGACGAGUUUCUAUUGAGGCGGCAUCAGAUGCUAGUGCGGCACGACAAAGAGUUAGAGCAGAUCAAAAGGAAGAACAGCCGCAAGGAGGAGGAGCUGGCCAAGUGCCAGGCGCUGGAGAAGCGGUCGCUGCCGAAGCGGAUCCGCGCCGAGCAGAAGGCGCGCGAGAUGAUGUUCCGCGAGUCGCUUCGCAUCGCCGGACCAACGGGCAACGCGGCACAUGAGGACGACCGCGAGAGGCUCAAGAAGUUCCAAGAGAAUGAGAAGCGAAGGUAUAGAGCUGAACAGCAGAGGUUGGCGACAAAGCACGCCAAGGCGAAGGAAGAACUCAAGGCUGCAGGAGAGGCUCUCCUCCGGGAACUGGAACAGUACCAGAAUGAGAAGCGCAAGGCUCUCAUGAACCACGAGAGCAGCAAGAUGAAGGCCGUCGAGGAGAGAUACGCUCUCGAGCUGAAGGAAUGGAGGGCCACCCUCGGAGAUAGGAAGUUGAGCCUCCUUAAAAUCUUCGAGAAGCAACUAGAUGACCACGAGAAAAAGUACGGCCGGCCCAUACCCGACAGGUCUUUGUACCUCGACGUGCCCUGGCCUAGGAACGUUCUUCAACAUGUGUUGAGCGCUUACCAACAGAGGACCUCUUUCAUUGGGUCGCUAUCACGGUCCAGGACCAGUCUCAACCUGACACUCUCCACCUCUAACACGCCCAACAUGGAUAGGAGACGCAGCAUCAGUCCCACCGACUACAGGACCACCAAGUCGGCCGUGACAGGCGCCAGUAGUACCUCCAGGAGGGGUAAACUCACCAAGGCUCAAAGAUACGGGUCCACGUCGAAUUUGAAGCUGGUGUCCGAAAAGAUAUCCGGGUUCUCGGUUUUCCGCGGAUCGGACGAUUUCCGACGCGAACCGAUCAUGGCGUACGGUACAGAUAUGUCCGAGAACGAACACACCGUCAACAGGAUCGAAGAGGAACCGAGAAGGAGUCUCGAAAGGUCCAAACCGGUCGACAGGGUGCCCACUUCGGCCAGAAACAUAAGUCCAACAAGGGUCGAUAAGAAGUUGAACAGGCAAAGCAUGAGCGAGCAUCUCCUGACGCAGAAGACCGAAGAGGUGAUGAAGAGGAGCGUCUCACAGCAGAACCUGAAGCAAGACAUUGCCAUGGAGGCGGUUAUGAUCGACAUGCCCUCUCUGAGCGGCAAGUACGACACGUACAAGAGCGUCAGUACACUGGACAGUAUUGACAUCGAGGAGAUAGAAGCCCAAGGGCCAACCACCACGCACUUCAGUAGGUGGGGUCCGGUGAGGGGCUCGAACAGUUAUUCUGACCAGGGUGACGUACCAGUCAGCCAACUGUCCACGUUGAACUUCAAGGCUGCCUUUGCCGCCUCAGAGAAGAAUGGACCACCAGACUCCGUUGCUUAG